UUUCCACUCCCCAGUCAUAAGGCGCCUAUACGCCUUCCCUCUGAGGCCCACUGCUACUCCGAGAUCCCCUGCUGGUCUAGUCUGGGCCCACGAAGCACCCAGUUACCGUAUGUUGCCACGAGGAGGCACAGCAGGAGUCUUGAUGAUGAAGAGGUAAUACAAAGAGGCAAGAACAUUUUACUUGGGGGCAAGAUGGUGGGCAAUGGCGUGAGAUAGAUAUAAGGGAAGUAUAGUACUGUGUGUGAGCCAACAGCUGGUGAGAUAGUGAGGAAGGCCACAGUCACAGUCUGACAUACACAAGGCUUCAUCAUAACCAAAGGCUGAAACGUCUUCAAGUACCAGUCUCCAGUCCAACCAGAAUUAAUCAAGAAUAACAGUGUUUUCAUCAGCAGGUCACACACAUACAGAAAUUCACAAAGGCAUUUCAGCUCGAGAUACACACCAAAGAGGACCCACUGUGACCCGAGAAGAUGGUAUUAAGCCGUUUAUUGAAGCUGCUGCUGGUGGUGGUGGUUUCAGGAGCGACAGCAGAAGCCAGCAAACCGGACCCAAAGCUUAAGAACUUGCAGGACAUCAUAGAGGCGUGGGCUCCUCUGGUUUGGCUCCAUCCUGAAGAAGUAUUUUUCCCUUCAUCUGUCGAUUUCCACUUCCAACAUACUGAGGUGAAGACAAGUAACGAGACCGUAGUUCAGACUUCACCAGACCGAUACACCGUGCUGACCGGACCAGAUACAAGUGACAUGCAUCUCAACUCUGUCCCAGACCUCGACUGCCCAGACUGCCUCCUGGACUGGUUCGCUGGAGAGAACGCGACCCCAGUGAAAGUGUCUACCUAUGUCUUCAUCCGCGAUUAUAAUGACUCGUGCGGCACCGUCGACGUCGUGUACAGGUCCUUCUACCCAUAUAACUACGGGAAGGACGUCUGUGUAGGUAUUCCUUUGGGGGAGAAAUGUGAGGGUUUCAUGCAGUCGUUUGGUGACCACGUGGGAGACUGGGAACAUUACUCCAUCAGGAUUAGGAACAACAAGGUGACAAAAUGUUAUGUGUCAGUGCACAGUUUCGGCGCCUCGUACACCUGGAAUGAUACCACAAACAACUUUCAAUUUCUGGAAGGUGAGGAGAGUCGUGUCGCCAUUGACGUGAUCAACGUGACAUAUCCAAAGACGGUGGAGGUGGUGGAGGGAUUCCACGCUGAACUCUUCAGUGCCAAUGGAUCCCACGGCCUAUGGUCCCAGCUAGGUACCCACGAGUAUGUACACUUCCCCAUACACCUGCGUGACCAGACUGAGCGAGGUUAUCCCUGGAGGACGUGGGAGAACCUGGAGGUGGUGAACUACGAUCCUGACACAGAGUACGAGGGCGAAUUGCACUACCUGGGGUACAGAGGUCGCUGGGGAAACCUCAAGCGUGGCUGUGAAGUGUUUGAAGUCGUGUCUGGUGAGUGUAUCCUGGACAGUGGCCCUGGGUUCUGGCGUCCCUGGCCCUCUGAUUUCCCAAAUGAUUGCCCUGACUUCUAAGUUGUCCUGCUAGUCGCCUCAACCUCUGUCCUGACGUCACCAAAAACCACCCUGGCCUCCAUCCCUGCCUGAUGACCUCAACAACAACAACUCCAGACCUCUAACACUGCCCGAUAACCUUUUCAAUUAUUUGCCUGAUCUCCUGUUACUUUUCUUGCGAGUCCAUUUUUUUUUUGACUUUGGCCGGAUUAAAAAUCUUCCCAAUCUUAUAUUGUAUUUCCCCUCUACAUAAGGUUUGUCAUCCUGAUGUUUGUAACGACAUAUUCCCUGUAGACUUGUCUACCCAAACAAUACUUGGAUUAAAUUAAAUGUCUGGAGAGACAUGCAGACAGUAACUCUUGAUGUUUUAAUGCCAAUUUAUUGUCUCUAUACAGUACCUCUCUCAGUAUUACAACACACAAAAUAAAACUUUCUUAAGUGUAUCUUCAAAAGGACCGAUAUUAUUAUUCUCAUGCAUUAUUUGCUUCAAAUGAACUUUACCCCCAAAAUACAAUUGUUAAUUAUUAUCACCAUGUCGCUGUAGUUGGCAAUAUAAAGAACACAAGUAAACAGA
Homarus americanus (American lobster) is the source of this 2070-nucleotide messenger RNA. RefSeq names its product putative vacuolar protein sorting-associated protein TDA6. The coding region runs from base 471 to 1517 and encodes 348 amino acids. The record is from RefSeq and is a predicted model, not a curated record. The transcript is spliced from 9 exons. Lineage: Eukaryota; Metazoa; Arthropoda; Malacostraca; Decapoda; Nephropidae.